AGCUCAAAGAGCGCAGAGCACGCGCGCACACGCAAACAGCGGCCACACAGUAGCACACAUCGGAGAUAUUUCUAAGCGCACGAGCAUGUGCCGAGAGCGCGUGCGGGAGUGUUUGUGCACGCACUGAGUAAACUUUAUUUAAAAAACAAACAAACAGACAAACCUCAGGACUAUUACUGUGUUACCUUUUUCUCUUACCAGUUUGUUUUUGGACACUAAAAUGGUUCAGAAAGCGAGCGGAGUCGGAACGGAGAGCCUCGAUCCGUGCGCGAUGGACGCAAACCCAGGCUCAGAGAUGUUCGCUGUGAAACUGGAUGAAAAGCUGGUGGACCCAGGCUGGUGCAAGACACCCAGCGGGCACAUCAAGCGGCCCAUGAACGCGUUCAUGGUGUGGUCUCAGAUCGAGCGGCGCAAGAUCAUGGAGCAGUCGCCGGACAUGCACAACGCGGAGAUCUCCAAGCGGCUCGGCAAGCGCUGGAAGCUGCUGAAAGACGCCGAUAAGAUCCCGUUCAUCCGGGAAGCGGAGCGUCUGCGCCUCAAGCACAUGGCUGACUAUCCGGAUUACAAGUACCGGCCCAGGAAGAAGGCCAAGAGCGUGAGCGCGGGCACCAAAACUGGCUCGGAGAAAACGAGCGCCGGUGUGAAGUCUCACAGCAAAAAGAGCGCAAAGGCAUCCAAAACGCACAGAUCGAGCGCUAAAGCGGUGCCACACGAACACAAAGCGAAAAAGUACGUAUUCGGGAGCGCCGGAGAAGGAAGUGUGCCUGCCAGCCCGACCCUGAGCAGCUCGACCGACCUGAGCGACGCGCCGAGCCUGUACGAGGAGACGCACCGGUGCGCAUCGGCUACGCGCGCGGCUUCUCCCUCGCCGUCCGCCUCGCGCAUGUCGCACUCUUCAUCCUCAUCAUCCUCAUCAUCCUGGUCAUCCUCAUCGGACGAGGAGUUCGAGGAGGACAUGCCCGAGGUGAGCCAGGCGAGCCCUGGGUUCGACAGCAGCUCAUUGGGCAGCAGUUUCGGCUCCUCCUGUUCAGCGCUCGACCGCGACCUCGACUUCACCUUUGAGUCCGGCGUCGGCUCGCACUUUGAUUUCCCCGACUACUGCACCCCAGAGGUAACCGAGAUGAUCUCACGGGACUGGCUCGAGUCUACUAUUUCCAAUCUCGUGUUCACGUAUUGAAAGCAAACGUGGAAGCUCAAACGUCGCAUUACAUUGCAUUGCAUUGACACGCGGAAGAUGCAAGAAAAUGAAACAAAGGUUUCAUCUGAUGUUGCACGGGGCGCGCGAUCUAAACGGGCACCCAUUAAUCUGCAAAAAUCUGCAAAAUCACCGAGAUGCACUGACUAGAGAGCAAGAGCUGCAUUGCAUUACUCUACAUUGCAUUGCAUUGCUUUGCAAACAUCAACCUGGAUUGAGGAGGAGUGAAUGCACGAGCUGCAUUGCAUCACAUUGCAUCAAAAACAAACAAAAUGGACUGCAUCCCUAUAGAGGACUAAACAAGCUGGAGAGGAAAAUGAAUUAAGAAGUUAAUAUCCUGUUCAAUUCGAUCUUUUGACCAGAAGUUUAAAUAUGUGCUAAAAAUUGAGAUGCGUUAACUUGACAAGCGAGAGGGACUGAAUGGAGCACGUGCGUUGAUGCAUUGCAUUGCUUUGCAAGCGUCAGCUUGGACUGAAGAGAAGUGCAUGCACGCACCAGUUGCAUUGCAUUAAAACAAACUGGACUGCACCCUUCAGAGGACUAAAACGAGCCCAUGGAGAGAAGAACAUCCAUGUUAGGACAGAAAUCAAGAUUUUAUUGCAAAAAAACAAAACGAAACAAACAAACGAAAAACACUUAUGAACUGGAAACUGUGAUUUGCACGAAGGUGGACACAUUUUUUCAAAGAAUUUCCACUUAAGACAACCAAACCACGUGAAUUAAAAGGUACAGAAAUAGAGGUUAAGAGGUUUUGGAUUUAAGAACAUAAACAAGGUGGGUUGACUUUUGGGUGAACCUUUAAAAAAAGAAAAGAAAACUGAUCAAGCAUGUUCUCUGUCCUGUGAUGUUUGACCAGUUUGUGGACCAUUAGGGUUCUUUGACAUUUAAAACUAAUCACCAGCUCUUUUUCAUGAACUUUAUAAAUUUCAGGAUUCAGAUUCAGAUUCAAAUCUGUACUGAACUUUUCUAAAGAAACCAGGACCAAAACUCUCCUGCUCUGUCCAUCAUUUUUGUGUUUGUUUGUUUUUUUUAGAUGCCAUUUUUAUAUAUAUGGAUGUAUUUAUAUACCGGCCAAGCAUUGCAUUUUUUAUCAACUCCUUUUGUUGGUUGGCACUCCUUCUCCCAAAAAGAAGGGCUAGAGUUUUUCAUUUUUUAUAUUUAAAUGUAGACUUUUGACACUUAAAGAGAGCGUUUGAUUAUUUUCUCAGUGUAUUUUUGUACAAAUCUAUAAGAAAAAACUAAAAAAAAAAAAAAAAGAAAGAAAGAAAGAAAAAAAGGGGGCGUGCUGAUCUGUGUAGACUCUAUCGGCUGUUUCUGCUUUUCGAUUUCCUAUUUUAUGGAUUCAUGGCAGGUUGGUUAAAGAGGAAUGGUCACGCAAUGAUUGAAAUAACACCACAUUAACAGUAGCUUUAUACAUAAUGUACUGGACUAUUGUUUUACAGAUGACAGCUUAGUAACUACAUUUCCCAGAAUGCAUUUGCACUGAAAUCACACACUUCCUAGUUUAUUCCACCACGUGUUGUUCCUGUAGGUUGCUGGAUAUAAACACAAUGUUAUCUGAAUCAGCUUUUUCUGUAUCAACUGAUUCAUGCUGUAGAAACAAACAAUGAUGUUAUUGUGUCUGUAUUUCGUGCCACCACGUGUAUUUUUCGGCACUUAUCUCAUAAUUAACAAAAGCGUUUUCAGAAGCAAAAUAUUCAAUGUU
Molecule: messenger RNA, 2900 nt
Organism: Trichomycterus rosablanca
Lineage: Eukaryota; Metazoa; Chordata; Actinopteri; Siluriformes; Trichomycteridae
Gene: sox4b
Product: SRY-box transcription factor 4b
Exons: 1
Coding region: 221-1177 (318 amino acids)
Biological process (GO): anatomical structure morphogenesis; cell differentiation; positive regulation of transcription by RNA polymerase II
Molecular function (GO): RNA polymerase II cis-regulatory region sequence-specific DNA binding; DNA-binding transcription activator activity, RNA polymerase II-specific
Source: RefSeq, a predicted model, not a curated record